GCUGGCGGGGCCGACACCCCGUGCGCUUGGGCUUGCGGAGCGGCCGCAGGCGUAGGACCUGGUGACGGGAGAGGUAUUAUCUGAAUCUUCGAUGUAUUAAGAGUUUUUAAAAACAUAAAUCUUCGGGGGCUGGAGAGAUGGCUUAGCGGUUAAGGCGCUUGCCUGCCAAGCCAAAGGACCCAGGUUCCAUUCUCCAGGACACACGUAAGCCAGAGUUUCUUACUGAGGUUUGUGGAAAGAGGUGCCUGCCUGGAGAAGACUGCGGUGUAAGACUUGAAGCCUGAGUGAUUGCCCAAGAAGGUGGGCAAUGGCUAUGGAGGUUCCGACAGUGACUGCUCCCCUCAACCCUUUAGUCCAGGUACCUCAAGAAGAUGAACAGACAGAGGACACCACUAUGAUCCUAGAGGAUGACUCCUGGGUGCAAGAAGCCGUGCUGCAGGAGGACGGCCCUGAAUCUGAGCCCUUUUCCCAGAGAGCUGGAAAGGGCAGGCCACAGGAGGAGGGCACAGCUGGGGGAGCAGAAGGUGCUCUUGGCCGCCUUCGGGAACUCUGCCGGCGCUGGCUGCGGCCAGAGGUGCACACUCAGGAACAGAUGCUAACAGUUCUGCCAAAGGAAAUUCAGGCCUGGCUGCAAGAGCAUCGGCCUGAAAGCAGUGAGGAGGCUGUGGCCCUGGUAGAAGACUUGACCCAGACCCUUCAAAACAGUGAUUUUGAGAUCCAGAGUGAAAAUGGGGAGAACUCAAAUCAAGAUAUAUUUGAAGACGUGGAAUCACAUGAGAUGUUCUUGAAAGUGCCUGGAGCAGAAGAAGGUCAACAGUCCGACAGGGAGAGUGACUUUGAGAGAGACCGUGGCUCAGGGAAACCUGGGGAGGGAAAUGCCCCAGGUGGGGACCACAGAGAGGUGUCAUCCCAGGGCCGAAAAGCUGGCCAGCUCAUAGGCCUUCAGGGCACCUACCUGGGCGAGAAGCCCUACGAGUGCCCCCAGUGUGGGAAAACUUUCAGCCGCAAGUCCCACCUGGUCACCCACGAGCGGACCCACACGGGAGAGAAGUACUACAAAUGUGACGAGUGUGGGAAGAGCUUCAGCGACGGCUCCAACUUCAGCCGGCACCAGACCACGCACACGGGCGAGAAGCCGUACAAGUGCCGGGACUGCGGGAAGAGCUUCAGCCGCAGCGCGAACCUCAUCACGCACCAGCGGAUCCACACGGGCGAGAAGCCCUUCCGCUGCGCCGAGUGCGGCAAGAGCUUCAGCCGCAGCCCCAACCUCAUCGCCCACCAGCGCACGCACACCGGGGAGAAGCCCUACUCCUGCCCCGAGUGCGGCAAGAGCUUCGGCAACCGCUCCAGCCUGAACACGCACCAGGGCAUCCACACCGGGGAGAAGCCCUACGAGUGCAAGGAGUGCGGAGAGAGCUUCAGCUACAACUCCAACCUGAUCAGGCACCAGAGGAUCCACACGGGCGAGAAGCCGUACAAGUGCACCGACUGCGGGCAGCGGUUUAGCCAGAGCUCGGCUCUCAUCACCCACCGGAGGACUCACACGGGGGAAAAGCCCUAUCAGUGCGGCGAGUGCGGCAAAAGCUUCAGCCGCAGCUCCAACCUGGCCACGCACCGGCGCACGCACCUGGCGGAGAAGCCGUACAAGUGCGGGGUGUGCGCGAAGAGCUUCAGCCAGAGCUCCAGCCUGAUCGCGCACCAGGGCAUGCACACGGGGGAGAAGCCCUACGAGUGCCUGCGGUGUGGCGAGAGCUUCAGCUGGAGCUCCAACCUCAUCAAGCACCAGCGGAUCCACACCGGGGAGAAGCCCUACAAAUGCGCCCAGUGCGCCAAGUGCUUCAGCCAGCGCUCCCAGCUGGUGGUGCACCAGCGGACCCACACGGGCGAGAAGCCCUACGAGUGCCUCAUGUGCGGCAAGAGCUUCAGCAGGGGCUCCAUCCUGGUCAUGCACCAGAGAGCCCACCUGGGAGACAAGCCCUACCGGUGCCCCGAGUGCGGGAAAGGCUUCAGCUGGAAUUCCGUUCUCAUCAUACACCAGCGAAUUCACACCGGCGAGAAACCCUACAAAUGCCCCGAGUGUGGCAAGGGCUUCAGCAACAGCUCCAACUUCAUCACACACCAGAGAACUCACACGAAAGAGAAACUCUCCUGAGGUGGGAGUCACGGGGCAGUGGGGGGACUGACUCUGGAGAGGGGAUUGCCACCCUGCCCCAGACAAUGAUGUCCCUUCCUUUAAAAGAGACGUUUUUCCUAAA
Molecule: messenger RNA, 2255 nt
Organism: Jaculus jaculus (lesser Egyptian jerboa)
Lineage: Eukaryota; Metazoa; Chordata; Mammalia; Rodentia; Dipodidae
Gene: Zscan2
Product: zinc finger and SCAN domain containing 2
Exons: 4
Coding region: 308-2152 (614 amino acids)
Biological process (GO): negative regulation of transcription by RNA polymerase II
Molecular function (GO): DNA-binding transcription repressor activity, RNA polymerase II-specific
Source: RefSeq, a predicted model, not a curated record